AGUCGAAUCUUUCAUACCAUCCACCAUGAGUUGCACAAACCCUACAUGCUUCUUCUGCACCAUGAAAGAGCAAAACAUAGUCAUCAGGAGAUCAGGAAUCAAGAAAUGUUUCAAAGAAAUGCUGUCAAUUGACGAGCAAGAGCGUGUACUAAUUCUAAGCACUUUAUGGAAAAUUUCCAUGAAUCAACCCGAAGAUCCCGAGUUUCCUUCUCUUGGUAUAUUCAAAUGCAUGGUGAGCUUGCUCCAUAAGAGCAUCAACGACAAAUCAUGGGUUCUUGAUUGCCAAAACAUUUAUAUCCCAUAUUAUGCAGCCCAUAUUGUAGGAUCCUACACCAUGAAUAGUCUCGAUUUUGCAGAAAAAGCUGUAGAAUCUGGUGUUAUUCCUCCAUUGUUGGAUCUUCUGAGAGGAAAGAUGAGUUGGGUGGAGCAAAGGGUUGCAGUUAGAGCUCUUGGACACCUAGCAAGCUAUGAUAGUACUUUUGAAACCUUGGCGGUUCAUGAAGAAGAAGUCGUCAAGCUAACCAUGAGUCUAGCUUCAAGGUGCAGCGAGUUAGUCUAUAACGAGUUUGUGGCGAUUGAGGACACAGACCUGAGGGUGAACUAUCACAAGAAGUUGAUUACUAGAGGGGUUGGAGGGUUAGAAAUGGAGAACAGAAAGGCUGAAGAAUGGGCUAGCCAAAUCCAGUGCUGGUCUCUACACUUACUAAAUUGCUUUGCCAUUAGAGGUAGAUCCAUAGAUCUAAUUUGUAAUCUAGAUUUCUUGAAAGAUUUGAGUUCAAUGUGGGGUGGGCUUGUGAAUCACACAUCACCUUCUGGAAUAGGUUUGAUAAGAAUUUUGUGUUACACACAAGUUGGAAGAAGAAAAGUUUCUGAAUCAAAAGAGGUUAUUGAGUGUAUUUGUAACCUCUCAAGGUCUUCAGAUGAUUGGCAGUAUAUGGGGAUUGAUUGUCUUUUAUUACUUCUCCAUGACAUGAACACAAGGUACAAAGUUCUUGAAAUCGCAUCAUUUUAUUUAUUGGAUCUUAUUGAGCUUAGAAAACUAGGAGAAAGAUCAAAGUUAGGCCAAAAAAUCACAAAAGCACUGCUUAUUGACUUCAAGAAUGGGAAAUCAAGAAUAAAAAACCCUGCAAUUGAUAGAAGAUUAAAAGAAAUAUGGGUUACAAAAGUUGAUAAGAAUAGAAGAGAAAGAUCAAUGUCUGAUGAGAUAUUUGAAGAGAAAAGAGUCAUGGUGAAUCUUAUUAAACAACAAGCGAAUAAUAGUUUUUGGUUAGGCGAUAUUGAAACUGCGGUAAAGAAAUACACGGAAGGUUUAAAACUAUGUCCCUUAAAACUAAGGAAAGAAAGGAUUGUACUCUAUAGUAAUAGAGCUCAGUGUUAUUUACUUCUUAACGAUCCAGAUUCUGCUGUUAGCGAUACCACAAGAGCUCUUUCAAUUUCAAAACCUACAAAUUCUCAUGCUAAAAGCUUGUGGCGGAGAUCACAAGCUUACUAUAUGAAAGGGUUGGCUAAAGAGAGUUUGAUGGAUUGUUUAAUGUUCAUCAAUGCUUUUGUUACCGUAGAUAAGAGAAAACAAGAAAAAAUUCCUUACUAUGCAGUUCAAAUGAUCAGAAAGUUGAUGGAUUUAACAUGGUUUUUUGCAUCUGCCAAGUCAAAAUUUUCAAGCCAAGCAAGCUCAUCUAGCAGCAAUGAAGAAUUCACUAAGGAUGAGAUGUCAGGAUUAUAUACAAUUUUGGAGGAACCUAUGAUCAGAAAAUACAACAAGGCUACCAAGAGAAAGGUGAAUAGAGACGGAAAGCAAAAGGAUUCAUUCAUGGCUCUAUCAAUAUAACAAAUAUUUAGGUAUGAUCAGCAGGUUAUAAAAACAUUAGUGGUACCCUUUUCAGUC
Molecule: messenger RNA, 1885 nt
Organism: Helianthus annuus (common sunflower)
Lineage: Eukaryota; Viridiplantae; Streptophyta; Magnoliopsida; Asterales; Asteraceae
Exons: 2
Coding region: 26-1828 (600 amino acids)
Molecular function (GO): protein binding
Source: RefSeq, a predicted model, not a curated record